AUGGCGCGCCGACAACAGCGAAAGACGACCACCACGGCUAAGCUGGGUAAUCUAGAUCUUCUCCUUUUCGCUCUACGAGCAGAGCUUGGCCCCGACUGGGGAUGCUACAAGGAACUCAUAGAGGGAGCCGUAGCCGCGAAGGCAAGCGGCGAGAAUGUUUCCGCCUGGGUCGACCAGACCGAGCCGCUGGUACGAAGCACCGCUUCGCAAUUCGCGCAUCAGGGAGUGCUGUUUCUGUUAGGCAUCAAGGUGGGUAGUGAAGCUUCUUCUGUUACCAAGGCUACCAACGCGACCAACGACAUGUCCGCUCCACCUCCUGACACCCGACGCCCAGCGCAACCAGUACGGCCCUCAGCCAACAUGCAGUCCGCCUUCACCUCCAGCUGGACACCCAUGCCCUCCCCCAGUCCUAGCGCCUACAUACCACCGACACCCACCUCUGUCGCAUCCAGGAAACGCUCGGCGGCCAACGUCGCCUUCCAGGGUCAGAAGCAGGUGACCGCAACACAGCCUCUCAAAUCCGACUGGUUCGGCGGUUACGUCCUUCACCAAGAUCCCGCCUUUCGGCGCGACGUAUUCGAGUUCUUUGGCCACGCAGUACCCGACAAGCCCGAUCCCAAGCACCACGAUCAAUCCGAUGUAUCAUCCGUGUACAAGGCCGCGGAUGACGACCUAGCGGUCUGGAGGGCGGGCUCCGGGGCGGAGGGCGAGGCGAAGGACAGCGGUCAGGAGGGUCAGAAGGACAGGAUCAAGACUGUGGAGGAUGCGAAGCGAGAGCGUGUGCGAGAAGGUUUGCGCUUCAAGCUUUUCGACAAGUUGGAUUAA
Molecule: messenger RNA, 825 nt
Organism: Alternaria incomplexa
Lineage: Eukaryota; Fungi; Ascomycota; Dothideomycetes; Pleosporales; Pleosporaceae
Exons: 2
Coding region: 1-825 (274 amino acids)
Source: RefSeq, a predicted model, not a curated record